GAAUAUUUAUUUUGGAAGGUGUUUGGGAACACUUAUAUAUUAAGUGAAAUUUUAAAUAGAGUCCAUAGCAGAGUUUAUGAGCUGCCAUCUAUAUCAGACUAUAAAUUUGGUUACCGUAGAAAGUUUUCAACAAUUACAUCGGUUGCCUGGAUGGUGGAGCAUAAUGUGUGGGAGUUGCUAAAAUAUAAACUAAAGGUAAAUGAAAAGCUACACUUUGGCAAUGUAAAU
Dictyostelium purpureum is the source of this 228-nucleotide messenger RNA. RefSeq lists its product as uncharacterized. The annotation marks the transcript as partial. Lineage: Eukaryota; Evosea; Eumycetozoa; Dictyosteliales; Dictyosteliaceae. The record is from RefSeq and is a predicted model, not a curated record. The transcript has a single exon.